AUUUUUAAAAAUUGUCAUUGGAACAGGAAAAUUUAUGUCCAUCCAUAUCACCUGAUCUUGCACGAAAGCGAGGCAUGCGAUGACCAGCUUUGUUUGUUUGCAGCUUGGAAAAUUAUGGCGUCCUGCAACAGUGAGACAAACACUUCUUGUCCAGAGAGCAGACCCAAGAAGAAAAAUUUCUCAACAGGAAAAUACUGCAAGGCAUAUGGAUGUAAAAGCUCAAACUACAUUCAGGUGGAUGGGGAGACAGUCCUGUCUAACAUCUCAUUCUUCAGUGUCCCCAAAAAAGUACUUGACAACAAAAAGAAACUUAAGCACUGGGCGUCUCUGAUCAAAAGAGACAUUUCUGCACUUACUAGUAACCAGAGCUCAGUGGUUUGUGAAAAGCACUUUGAAGACUCUGACAUUCUGAGAUGGUCAGGACAUGGACUUAGGCUGAAGACGCCAAAGCUCAGAGAAGGCGCCUUACCUGUCCUUCACUCUUGGGUGACAGUUAAACCAAAGAGACCAGCUCCAAAACAGAGAUGUUGGCCUCCCCCCAAGAAACUCAAAGGACCUAAGAGUAAGAAGAUUACUGCAUCAGAGGUUGGCUCUUCUGUGAACAAUUCAGCAAAUGGUUCUGCUCCUGACCUCCACACCACCAUGGAUGCAUCUGGUUCAGGACUGGACCAGGAACUAGAUGAUCAUCACAAUUAUGCCAUCCGCCUACGUCACGAUAGCAGACUGGAAGGAGACAACGCCAGACUGAACAGUGUUGUUACACCCAUGUGUGCUCAUUUGUCGAGCAGUGUACAAGGUGGUGGUGAAGAUUUUCAUGGAGCAAGUGACCAUGUCAGUGAAGGGGACAGAAACCCACCAAUGACAGGCAUCCUAGGCUUCUCCAAGGAGACGACCCUUGCCCUCCUACCCAGGAUGAAGGUAGAGGAACUACAGUCAGAGCUGAAUCGGAGGAACAUCGUGGUGGCAGCCGGGUACAGGGCGAGGCGCAAGGGUGACUUGGAACAUGUGCUGAGAGAGGUCAUGACAAAGGAGUAUGAAGCAGAAGAAGACGAAGGAAUGGACAUGAUCAUGAGUAACACUAGCCCUACAUUCGAGCACGGCUGUAGUAACACUAGCCCUACAUUCGAGCAUGGCUGUAGUGACACUAGCCCUACAUUCGAGCAUGGCUGUAGUGACACUAGCCCUUCAUUCGAGAAUGGCUGUAGUAACACUAGCCCUACAUUCGAGCAUGGCUGUAGUGACACUAGCUCAGCAUUUGAGCACGGCCAUUGGCUUGAAAUGGGGGAUGGCAGCCAAGUGCCUUCAGCACCGAACAAUGACCAAACUACUUUGCAAAAUGUUCGAGAGCUUCCUCAAGAGCACACAGAAAAGGAAGAGACAUCUAGCUGGCAAGCAACAGACAUGGAUGUCUCUGAGACUCCAAGCACUGAUACAAGCCUUCGACAGAUACAAGUAAAGAAAGAACCUAUGGAACUACUUGAGUUUGAACAGUACACAUACAGUGCUGUAGGAGUGACAGAACCAUUAACAAGUCUAACCCAGCACCUAGGAACUGUACUUGGGUCACAGCCCAAUUCUGUAAGUUCUCAGGACCCGAUGGUAAGAAUUAAGACAGAGCCUGGUGUGGAAGAAGAGACAGAAGAUGAGCAGCAGAACUUAAGGAGUGAGCCCUGUCCUUCUUCCCUUGGACAACUGUCUCAAGAACAAGUCAAGGUAGAGGUUUCCACAGAAGAAGAUGACCAGCCUUCAAGUUCAAGUAAAGAACCCGAAAAGGCCGUCCAUGUGAUGUUAACCAGGCCAAUAAAAUGUAGAGUCCCUGCCUGGUCAAGCGACGAAAUAAGGGCACUUUUGAAGUUCUUGUCCCUGCCAUCGGAGGGAUGGGACCCAACACAAUCCACUGGAUGGCCAAAAAUGAGAUCACAGCAUCCUCUCUGGUCCAAGGCUGCUCAGUUUGUGCAGGAAAAUUCGAGAUCAUCAAUUCUACGAACUGUUGGGGCAGUGCAGACUCAAGUCUCCAAACACCUGAAUUCAUUGUACCCCCUUAGUGCUGGAGGAAGACUUGCAGCAGAAAAGGCUAUGGGGAUUUCUGAGCAAGAAAGCCGCACCAGUCCCCGCAGCCCGGAGCCAAUUCGGAGGUACAUGGAUGCUGGAGCACAGACAGAAGAACAGUUCUUAAAGCCGCAUUUGCCAGUGAUCCAAGAGACGUCAGCCCCAGUGCCCCAAGGGAUCUCAAUCCCAGAGCCCAAUGGAUGCUAGUCUCCAAGCAGAUCCUACGGUAGCACAAGAUAGUAUCAAAAGCUGGCAGAGGAGUGAAGCCGGCCUAUUAGUGUGUUAGGCUGCCUGAUGAUAGCCAUUGACCGUUGUGUUCUUUGGCAGAUCAUAUGUUAGCCAUACGUACUCCUAGGCAAGCUUCACUCUUCUGGCAGCUUUUGAUGCUAUCUUAUGCUACCGUAAGAUCUGCUUGGAGAUUAAAUGGAUGUCGCCCCAGCGCCUAAGCUGCAAUCAUUUCUUCAUCCCCCCUUGUGACCCACAGAUGGACAGGUGAAAUUGAUAACUCGAGCAAGUAGAUAUGGCCAUGUUGAUCCGAUGUGGCUGUCAUCGUUUUUUUUUGUACGUUGAAGACAGGAAAAAAUUAAACAUUCUUGUUUGGCAUGCCGUACUCUGUGUGUUAAGUCAUUUGUUCAAACUUCUUGACCACUUACCGGUCGAUACCAUAAUGAAGGGUACUUCAAUUUUUUUUACAAUUUUUUUUUUCAUUUGCAUGUUCUCAUAGAAUGCCAAUCAUAAUUAUAGUUUUAAGACAUUUCAAAAUAUGAAAAUAGUUCUGAGGUUCAUUUAGGACAAAUAAUCCACAAGUUAUGUGAAGUCAGCUGCAUCAUCACAUCUUGCUAAUUCUGUCUUUCUGAAAUAGAGGCAGAGACGUUUUCCCAAAACUAUGAAACUCUUCAAGCAAGGCAUGUCAACCCCAAAAUACAAAUUGGUGUAAACCACAAUCAAACUAACCAGUACUAUGAAUCGUAGAAAGCAGCUGUAAAAUGAGAAAAUAUAUGCCAUAGAUUGCAAGGAAAAUGUUGGAAAAUGUAUGACAAUGUCAUUUGUAUUCCCAACCAUAGAGCAGGUAAAUGGCACUUUGAAAUCUUCUUGUCCCAUGUACAUGUGCAAUCCUAUUCUCUGCUGGGUUCAUUAAUAGAUUUACAAUGGGAUUUAGGAAUAUACCUUUUGGUUCUGGGGGUGGUAACUCACUAUGGAAGCGGUUCUCAGCGUUUAAUUGGCAAUUUGCACUGCAGUUCUCAAAGGCAAUAAAUGUAUUACUGAGUUUUGGCCAACAUUAUGUUCACCUCAUAAUAUGUUCUUCUUAUACUCCAAAUGACAAACUUUGAUUUUCGAAUAUGGGAACCAACUGUACAUAGAGAGGGAGAGAAACUGUAUAUUCGAUUGAAAACGCUUGUAGCACAGAUGGUUGUGGUUACAAUUGGUAAAAGGCUUAGCAGUGCAAAUGCGAUGAUUAUCAUAAAAAUUAUCAUAGAUAACAUUUAAUUCCUUACAGUAUUUUGCUCAAAGUAAGAGGAAUACAUAGUCUAGUCCAAUGAUUUUUAAAUUUGAAGAAAAUAAAAUUUU
Messenger RNA from Branchiostoma floridae (Florida lancelet), 3618 nucleotides. RefSeq lists its product as uncharacterized. The transcript has 8 exons. Lineage: Eukaryota; Metazoa; Chordata; Leptocardii; Amphioxiformes; Branchiostomatidae. The record is from RefSeq and is a predicted model, not a curated record. Bases 115 to 2256 code for a protein of 713 amino acids.